UAAUAGGAAUUGGAGAACCUUCCAGUGUUUCUCGAGACUUCCUUCCCUCCCAUAAAUCCAAAAUCUCUCAACUCAAUACUCUGAAAAAAAAUGGCGUUAUUGGGUGAUCCAUUCAGGCGAUUCUUCAUCAAUCCUCCAAUCUAUCGUACCGGAUCAACAACAGCUCUCAUGGAUUGGUUCGAAACUCCACAAGCUCACUUCAUCAAAAUCAACGUCCCCGGAUAUAGCAAGGAAGAUGUGAAGGUGCAGGUAGAAGAAGGCAAUAUAUUAGUGGUGAAAGCAGAAGCUGGAAAGGAGACGUCGAAAGAGAAAGAAAAGGAGACUGUUUGGCAUGUGGCCGAGAGGGGAGGAGGACUCGACGGUUUUUCGAGGGAAAUUGAGUUGCCGGAGGAUGUGAAGGUCGAUCAGAUCAAAGCUCAGGUGGACAAUGGCGUGCUGACGGUGGUUUUGCCCAAGGAUCUGAGCCCUAAGCCGUCGAAAGUGCGUAACAUUCAUGUCUCCAGCAAGCUCUAGUCAUGAGGUGUUUGGGAUACCUGUAGAAAGCUUUUAAAAUGUGGUUGUUGUUGUUAUGUCAAAUGGUAAUUAAUUACAUUGUAUAUUAAUAACAAUCGAUAUGAAAGUAUGUGAUACAGUUGAGUUAACAUCCUAAACCGAAUGAUAUUUUGUAA
This is a messenger RNA of Helianthus annuus (common sunflower), 668 nucleotides long. RefSeq names its product 15.7 kDa heat shock protein, peroxisomal. Bases 91 to 513 code for a protein of 140 amino acids. The transcript is spliced from 2 exons. The record is from RefSeq and is a predicted model, not a curated record. Gene Ontology annotation, biological process: protein folding; response to hydrogen peroxide; response to salt stress. Lineage: Eukaryota; Viridiplantae; Streptophyta; Magnoliopsida; Asterales; Asteraceae.